Molecule: messenger RNA, 753 nt
Organism: Micromonas pusilla CCMP1545
Lineage: Eukaryota; Viridiplantae; Chlorophyta; Mamiellophyceae; Mamiellales; Mamiellaceae
Exons: 1
Coding region: 1-753 (250 amino acids)
Source: RefSeq, a predicted model, not a curated record
AUGGGGCGCCCAAAAGGCUCGGGAAAGUCGUUCGUCAAGUGGUGCAAUGAGAGCGGGCGGCGCGGGGCGAGGCUCCUCCUCGAGUGCAGGGAGAAGGACCCGAGUAAGUUCACGAAGGGGUCGAGCUACAAGGCGCUGUGGAAGUGCGCGGAGGAGAAGUGCCGGCAUAAGUGGCGUGCGACGGUGAACAGCCGCACGACGAGAGUCAGAUUCACCGGAUGUCCGAAGUGCGAGAAUCAAAUGCAGCACAGCAAGACCAAGAACUUCCUCGCGUGGUGCAACGCCAACGGUGAGCUCGGGAAGAGACUCCUCGAGGAGUUUUGCGAUACGGAGAAAAAGCCCGAGGAGCUUACGAAAGCGUCGCACUACAAGGCGACGUGGAAGUGUUCGACGUGUGCACACAAAUGGAGUGCGCAGGUGAGCAGCCGCACGAAGAGCGUCAACCCCAGCGGAUGUCAUAAGUGCGCGAAUCAAAUGCCGCUGAGUAAGACCUACAACUUCCUCGUGUGGUGCAACGCCAACGGCGAGCUCGGGAAGAGACUCCUCGAGGAGUUUUGCGACACGGAGAAAAAGCCCGAGGAACUGACGAAGGGGUCGAACUACAAGGCGAAGUGGAAGUGUCUAAAUAAGAUGUGCAGGCACGAGUGGAGUAUGUGUAUGUACAUCCGCACGAGGAGCGUCAAACCCGGCGGGUGCCCGAUGUGCCACGGAGGAGUCAGUGAGAGAAACCCGAAGCGUGAACGCGCUGCGUGA